CAAAAGGCAGAUCAAUAGGCGGGCGUCCUGCUGGUGGCUGUGACUGCCCGCGGCGGCGCGCCAUUCCUCGCCCGACCGUCGCCCGUGCGCCUGCCGCCCGCCGCUCCCGACUACUCGACACGCGCGACGUCAGAUGGAGAAUAAACACUGGAUGUGGCUGGUCGGCGGCCUCGUGCUGCUGUCCAUGGCAGUCGCCUCCGACGGCGAGGUGUGGGAGGAGAGCGACCACGAGGUGCUGAUUCGAAGUGAGAGGGGCGCCAAAAACAGAGAAAACUGUCGUUACACGAAGAGCGCUUGGUCCGAGUGCGAUUCGAAAACCAACGUGCGGGCCCGCACACUCACUCUCAAGAAGGGCGACCCUGCUACUUGCGAACGCACCAAGACCAUUCAGAAGAAGUGCAAAAAAGCUUGCCGCUAUGACAAGUCAUCCUGGAGCGAGUGCAGCCCCAACGGCGAGAUGUCCCGGACCGACAUGCUAAAGGCCAACAGUGAUCCGACCUGCGAGAAGAACAGGCGUGUCACCAAGAAGUGCAAUAAGAAUAAACAGGUCAAGACCUCCAAAGAUAAGGGUCGCCGAAAUCGCCAGUAAACGUCAGCAGAGGCGUAAUCUAUUAGACUAAUGUUUUCAUUAAUAAUGAUGUUCGUUCGUUGGUUCUAAUUUAUGUAAUAGUGCCAAAAUAGAUUGAUACAGUUGAUCAGCUAUUUCUUACGACUUUCAUUGGUAUUAAACGAAUUAGCUGCAAUAUAACAGUACAAUCUGUAUCUUAAUAUUUGAAGUGUAAUAUGGAUAUUCUAGUACCUAUUCAUUUUAUUAUCACUGAUAAGUCUUUGAUAUUAAAAUAAAUAAAUAAACAAGUACUUAA
Messenger RNA from Cydia amplana, 863 nucleotides. RefSeq lists its product as uncharacterized. Gene Ontology annotation, biological process: mesoderm morphogenesis. Gene Ontology annotation, molecular function: heparin binding; growth factor activity. Bases 134 to 589 code for a protein of 151 amino acids. Lineage: Eukaryota; Metazoa; Arthropoda; Insecta; Lepidoptera; Tortricidae. The record is from RefSeq and is a predicted model, not a curated record. The transcript has 5 exons. Gene Ontology annotation, cellular component: extracellular region.